Messenger RNA from Suillus clintonianus, 1311 nucleotides. RefSeq names its product WD40-repeat-containing domain protein. NCBI's taxonomy places the organism in Eukaryota, Fungi, Basidiomycota, Agaricomycetes, Boletales, Suillaceae. The transcript has 9 exons. The coding region runs from base 136 to 1197 and encodes 353 amino acids. The record is from RefSeq and is a predicted model, not a curated record. Gene Ontology annotation, molecular function: RNA binding; ubiquitin binding. Gene Ontology annotation, biological process: RNA export from nucleus; transcription-dependent tethering of RNA polymerase II gene DNA at nuclear periphery. Gene Ontology annotation, cellular component: nuclear pore.
UCGACGUUCAUGACAGCGUGACCCUUAAAUUACCACGCCACCUUUGCGAGCUUCGUGAACAGUUGCACUUAAACUGAAUUGCUCCUUAGAAUUGCACCUUUGCAAUCUUCUCAGUUCCAUCUGUUUUGAGACGUCAUGUCAUUUUUUGGAGCCAGCACGGCUUCAACAGCACCAGCGGCGCCUGCAGAAAAGGAUAUUGAAGUCCCGGAGCCGCCGACUGACUCCAUCUCUUCCCUAGCUUUCUCUCCUGCAGCAGACUAUCUAGCUGUAGGGAGCUGGGACAACAAUGUGCGUUUGUAUGAAGUUGGCGCUGGAGGGCAGACUCAAGGCAAGGCAAUGUUUGGCCACCAAGGACCUGUGUUGAGCGUGUGCUGGAACAAGGAGGGUAACAAAGUUAUUUCGGGGGGUGCGGACAAUGCCGCACGCAUGUUUGAUAUCACGAAUGGGCAGUCACAGCAGGUGGCACAGCACGAUGCCCCUGUAAAGGUCGUGAAGUGGAUCGAGACCCCACAGGGUGGCAUUCUGGCCACUGGCAGUUGGGAUAAGACCGUAAAAUACUGGGAUAUGCGCUCGCCAACUCCUGUUGCCACUGUUGCACUUCCUGAGCGCUGCUACAGCAUGGAUGUCCAAUAUCCGCUCAUGGUAGUUGCCACGGCAGAGCGAAAUAUCCAGAUUUUCAAUCUCACAAACCCCAACACAGCAUACAAAACCAUCUCUUCCCCGCUGAAAUGGCAAACGCGUGUCGUUUCAUGCUUCACCAACUCCGCUAGCAGUGGGUUUGCUGUGGGUAGUGUGGAAGGCCGUGUCGCCAUCCAAUACGUCGAAGACAAAGACAGCUCGAACAACUUUUCAUUCAAGUGCCAUCGAAAAGACCAGACGCCGAACGCCAAGGACCAAUCUCUCGUGUACGCCGUCAAUGACAUUUCAUUCCAUCCUGUGCACGGGACCUUCUCUACUUGUGGCUCUGAUGGGACCAUCCACUUCUGGGACAAAGACGCCCGCACACGACUAAAGACUUUUGAAGCGGCUCCUGGGCCGAUCAGUGCUACAGCAUUCAAUCGCAACGGCACGAUCUUCGCAUAUGCUGUCUCGUAUGACUGGUCCAAGGGCCACAGCGGCAUGACGCCAGGACACCCCAACAAACUCAUGUUACAUGCUUGCAAGGACGAUGAGGUCAAGAGGCGACCAAAGAAGUAGUUGAGGCAUCGAGACAGUUUUUUGAGCUGACGUUUGAGUACAUAGUACGCUAUCUACAUCCAUGUGUCGAUGUGUUGCAUUAAUAGCACGGCAGUUGUUUCUCCGACUACCCUC